Bombyx mandarina (wild silkworm) is the source of this 1709-nucleotide messenger RNA. RefSeq names its product transmembrane protein adipocyte-associated 1 homolog. Gene Ontology annotation, biological process: G protein-coupled receptor signaling pathway. NCBI's taxonomy places the organism in Eukaryota, Metazoa, Arthropoda, Insecta, Lepidoptera, Bombycidae. Gene Ontology annotation, molecular function: G protein-coupled receptor activity. The record is from RefSeq and is a predicted model, not a curated record. Gene Ontology annotation, cellular component: plasma membrane.
AUAAAGAAAUGUCUUGUCUGCAACAAAGUCUCGAAUAAAAAAACUUUCAUGUUGGUAUGGUACCUAGCACUUUUAAUUUUGCAGAAUACUUUGAGUGAUCGUUUAUUGAUGUCGUAAUUGCCAACAAAUUUAAUUAUUAUUAGAAAGCGUUCAAUUUUCUUUCCUGGCCUUUUAUAUAUAAUGCUAGGCACAAGUUGACAUUACGUUUUUGCUUUUAACUGAGAGUUAAACGUGAAGUUAUGAUUUGUAAACAUUCAUAAUCUAAGUUGGAAAAAUGUAUGGAAGUAACGGAUCUGAUUUGCCUCCCGUGAAGGAGGACACGUUUUGUAAAUACGUGCUAUACUAUGAAAUAAACAAUUCCAGGGUCCGUAUCUGGGAUUUGAUCAUUCUUAUACCAAAUGCUCUCUUUGUGCUUUUCCUAGUGGCUAGGUUUAAUAAGGCUCAAUUAAAGCUUCGUGCCACUAGUAGCCCUAUAUUUUUAACGUUCUAUGCAUUGGUCUGGGGUAACGUGAUAAUAAGUCUGGUGAGAUGUGCAGUUUCAAUGACUGUUAAUGCAGCAAUGCCUUUGGGAGGGCUUAUCGAUAAGAUUUUGUGGGUAAUGGUCAGGUUUUUUCUACUUGCAACAGAAAUGAGCGUUGUAAUAUUUGGAUUAGCUUUUGGUCAUCUUGACAGUCGCAGCAGUAUAAGAUAUGUGUUACUGGCAACAUCCCUUAUAUCGUUAGCCUUUACGGUAACACAAGGCACAUUGGAAAUUGUGAUGCCAGAUGAUAUGUUCCAUAUUGAAACCAGAGAUUACGAUCUCUUUGGCCACGGAGGGAUGCUUUUCUGGUUUACAUCAUCUGUAGUGUUUGCAAUUAUUUAUUUUGUGAUUCUUUUGCUGCCUUGGAUCCCACUGCGAGAAUAUUUAGCAUUACCAUCAAAGCUCUCGUUCUACCUGUAUGUGUUCUUGCUGGCGCUAUUGGACGCUACUCAAGCGGUUGGAGCGGGACUCCUGGCCUGGGGUGAUAUGCAAUCUGGAUUGUGUGUAGUUGAUGUUACAACGUGGUUAUACUUUUCUCUAUACACUCCACUGGUUUAUCACACAUUUCUAAGCGAAUUUUUCAGUGUGUCACAACCAAGCAUAAUGUUCUCGUACAAGGCUCAAAUGGAUGAGCCAAUGGACGACGAUCAAGUGUCUCUUCCUCACCAGCAGAGCUUCAGCUCUCUCAAAACAGAUUCUGAUUACAUCUAUCAACAGAGUAACAGCGUCUACGACAGCACAUUGUUUGAGGCCGGUGGAACGACCCCCAUGAAUCCUGCAUACAGUGCUUCACUACAGAGUCCGGAUUCAAUAGCUUCCGCUCAGUCUAUUGACACCGGUGCUCCGAUUUCCGGCUUCCACAGCCAGAAUAUACCGUCAACAUAACAACAAAAACGGCAUUACGCCUCGUUCUCUAUCAAUACUACACAUCCAAAGAAAAAACAUUACUAAUUGUAAGAUGUAUUAGUAAACUGUAUGUGAGGGCUCGCUGUGCGUACCUUUGCAUUAGCGUGUUGAAAUGUGUGUCGGAAUGUACUAUUUCUGAUGUUUCCGGAAAUGUAUAUAAGCGGGUCGUGUUGAAUUAAAUUAGUAUUUGAUUUGAUUUAGGUGCAGAUAGUGGUAGUUUUCCAAUUACAGCACAAGAGCGCAUUAUGCGACAUAAUGCUCAACGUUGAAUGUUCCAACUACA